CGGUUUUGACAAGAACAUAUUUGACUUCAUUAUCGUUGUUGCGACUCGUGUAUGAAAGCAUUAAAUAACACAUCCAUUUACACCGCCCCCUUCGUGACCCAACUGGUCACGGAGCACGUUCUCAUCACAUCCCUCUUACCUUCCAUUCCAACGCAAACGUUAACAGACACGCUCAAUUCACAAUACCCAUCAGGCAAAAGGAUGAGUCACCAUUCGUCUGCACUUGGGAAAACACCUUCUGGCAACAGAAGAUUAAAAGAUCUAUUGCAGCAACGUGAUAAUCGAACAUGUGCUGAUUGUGGUGCACCUGAUCCUAAGUGGGCGUCGGCUAAUAUAGGAGUGUUCAUAUGCUUAAAAUGUUGUGGUGUUCACAGAAGUCUUGGUGUUCAUAUUUCCAAGGUUUUAUCAGUGACAUUAGAUUCAUGGAGUGAUGCUGAAAUUGAUGCCAUGAUUGAAGUUGGAGGAAAUGCAUCUGCAAAUUCAAUCUAUGAAGCAUAUAUUCCUCAAGGAAUUUCUAAACCUAGACCUGAUGCUACUCAAGAACAUCGUUCAAAUUUUAUCAGGUCAAAGUAUGAGCUUCAAGAUUUCUUGAAACCAAGUUUAAGGAUCUCAUCAAGUAAUUCUAGCUCUCUAAAAUCAAGUUUAUCAAGAAAGAUUAUGGACAAUGUUCCAAGUAAUAAAGGCAUGGUGGAAUUCAUUGGAGUCUUGAAAAUCACAGUGAUAAGAGGAAAAAAUCUUGCUGUUCGUGACAUGCUUUCAAGUGAUCCAUAUGUUGUCCUUACUUUAGGACAACAGAAGGCACAAACAACUGUAAGAAAUAGCAACUUGAAUCCAGUUUGGAACGAGGAGCUUAUGCUUUCUGUUCCUCAGAAUUACGGGCCUGUUAAACUGCAAGUGUUUGAUCACGAUACAUUUUCAGCGGAUGAUAUAAUGGGGGAAGCGGAAAUUUAUAUUAUGCCAUUAAUAACAUCCGCAAUGGCAUUUGGGGAUGCGGGAAUAUUAGAAAAUAUGCAAAUUGGAAAAUGGCUAAAAUCACAUGAUAAUGCACUUUUGGAAGAUAGCAUUGUCAAUAUUAUCGAUGGGAAAGUCAUACAAGAGGUUAAAUUAAAACUCCAAAAUGUUGAAUCCGGUGAAAUGGAUCUUCGAAUAGAGUGGACCCCACUUGACCAAUAAUAAAUAAUUGUGUAAAAUAUUCUAACGUUUUUAUAUGUUUCUUGGAUUUCUAAUACUUAUCUUGUUGUAUUUAUUGGUUUUGGGUUCUUUACGUUAUUAUGAAAGUUACGUUUGAUUUCUCCGUUUAUUUUAAAGGGUUGGAUGUGGAUAAUGACGA
Messenger RNA from Lactuca virosa, 1330 nucleotides. The record is from the annotation of a GenBank genome assembly. NCBI's taxonomy places the organism in Eukaryota, Viridiplantae, Streptophyta, Magnoliopsida, Asterales, Asteraceae.